GUUUGGCCUUUGUCGGGCUCCGUACGCAGCUCUGAAGGAAGGAAAGAGGAAGCGGUGAGCGGGGACGCCCUGGGAGCAUGGAGCCGCUUCGUGUGUGCGGGUGACCGGAGCGCGCCCACCUCCUCUGAUGUCAUGGCCACGUCAUCCGAAGAAGUGUUACUCAUCGUGAAAAAGGUGCGUCAGAAGAAGCAGGAUGGGGCUCUCUACCUCAUGGCGGAAAGGGUCGCCUGGGCGCCCGAAGGCAAGGACAGGUUCACCGUGAGCCACAUGUACGGAGAUAUUAAGUGUCAGAAAAUUAGCCCUGAUGGCAAAGCUAAAGUCCAGCUGCAGCUCGUCCUCCACGCGGGAGAAACCACGAAUUUCCAUUUCUCAAACGAAAGCACAGCAAUCAAAGAGCGGGACGCCGUCAAAGAGCUUCUGCAGCAACUGCUCCCCAAAUUUAAGAGGAAAGCCAACAAGGAGCUAGAAGAAAAAAACAGGAUGCUGAAGGAGGAUCCUGUCUUAUUCCAACUCUACAAGGACCUUGUGGUGAGUCAGGUGAUCAGCGCCGAGGAGUUUUGGGCCAAUCGGCUGAGCCUGAACUCGCUGGACAGCUCCGUUUCCAGCAACAAACAAGAAGUGGGCAUCUCGGCAGCUUUCCUGGCAGACGUGCGUCCUCAGUCUGAUGGUUGCAACGGCUUGAGGUAUAACCUGACGUCUGAUAUCAUAGAAUCCAUAUUCCGGACGUACCCUGCAGUGAAGUUGAAGUACGCAGAGAACGUGCCGCACAACAUGACGGAGAAAGAGUUCUGGACGCGCUUUUUCCAGUCCCACUAUUUUCACCGAGAUCGCCUAAACACCGGAGCUAAAGACCUGUUUGCCGAGUGUGCCAAAAUGGAUGAGAAAGGUUUGAAGUCCAUCGUCUCCCAAGGAGUGAGGAACCCGAUGCUCGAUUUGAUGUCUCUGGACGAUAAGUGUUUAGAUGAGGGCUACGGGGUUUCGUCUUUGCCGUCGACAUCAAACUUCAGAUCCAUAAAGGAAAACAGCAACGCUGCCAUCAUUAAACGCUACAAUCACCACAGUGCCCGGGUGCUGGCGGCGGGACUCCGAAAAGAAGAAGCACAAAAUGACCAGAACAGCGAGACGAGCAGCACGGACGGGAACUCCCGCGAUUCCGACUUCUUCCAACCCCCGGUCAAAAAGGUGAAGUUACAUGAGGCCAUAGAGUAUGAAGAUUUAGGGCACAAUAACGGCGUAAAACCCAUUUCUCUGAAUCUUAAGAAGUCGGAUAGGUAUUGCCACGGUCCGACGCCGGUUCAGUCCCAGCAAUAUGCAACCAGCCAGGAUAUUAUUAAUUCUCUACACGGUAUUAAAAUGCAAAUGGAAAGCUACGUCCCAAGACUAACUCAGGUUCUUUCUAGCAGUGCUGCCAGCAGUACGAUAUCAGCUCUGUCGCCCGGCGGGGCUUUGAUGCAAGGUGCGACUCAGCAAGCCAUAAAUCAAUUGGUGCCGAGCGACAUCCAGUCUGAGCUGAAGCAUCUGUACGUGGCCGUGGGCGAGCUGCUUCGCCAUUUCUGGUCGUGCUUCCCUGUAAAUACUCCGUUCUUAGACGAAAAGGUUAUCAAGAUGAAGAGUAACUUGGAGAGGUUCCAGGUCACUAAACUGUGUCCGUUCCAGGAGAAAGUCCGAAAGCAGUACCUGAGCACAAACAUAACAAGUCACUUAGAAGAAAUGCUACAGACCGCCUACAACAAGUUCCACACGUGGCAGUCCAGGCGCAUGCUUAAAAAGACGUGAAGGCUCCCCCCGCGAGCGCUAAAAACAAGAACUCGCAAAAUGCAUAGAUUUUUAAAAAACAAAAAUGUAAAAAAAAAAAAAAACUAAAAACCUGGCCGGCGGGCAAAGGGCACGGAGCGUUCCCAGGAGCUACGCGGCGCUGGCGUCCGGCGCGGCCCUCGAGCCCAGCAAGCAAAAGCUGCAACAGGAGCCGAAACACAACGCAGCCCUGGGGCCAAGAAGAAGACGGAGAACGUCGGGUCAGCUCGGUGCGGCCGCUCUGCAGACGUUUAAAAACAAAACAAAAAAAA
This is a messenger RNA of Spea bombifrons (plains spadefoot toad), 2066 nucleotides long. RefSeq names its product general transcription factor IIH subunit 1 (gene GTF2H1). Gene Ontology annotation, cellular component: transcription factor TFIIH holo complex; transcription factor TFIIH core complex. The record is from RefSeq and is a predicted model, not a curated record. Lineage: Eukaryota; Metazoa; Chordata; Amphibia; Anura; Pelobatidae. The coding region runs from base 133 to 1776 and encodes 547 amino acids. Gene Ontology annotation, biological process: transcription by RNA polymerase II; nucleotide-excision repair; transcription by RNA polymerase I. The transcript has 15 exons.